CCAAGAACAAAACCCAGAAACCAAUAAACCCAGAUCUCUUCGAUCUGGUUGGAGAUGCAGCCAUGCAGGGACCGAAGUUGGGGAUCUGGAUUCUGGAUCUACGGAUUGGUGGGUGCGGCGGGAGGAUUAGUGACUAGUGGAGCCGUCGCCGUCGCCGUCCUUCCUCCUUCUCCGAAUUUUGUUUGCGGCGGCGGGAUUGGUGGGUGGCUGGGUGUGAUAGUGCGACGGGAGGAGAGUGGAGAGAUGAGGAGAUGAGGAGAGGAGAGAUGACGGGAGGAGAGUGGAGAGAUGAGAAGAGAUGAAGAG
Linum tenue is the source of this 306-nucleotide messenger RNA. NCBI's taxonomy places the organism in Eukaryota, Viridiplantae, Streptophyta, Magnoliopsida, Malpighiales, Linaceae. The record is from the annotation of a GenBank genome assembly.